Messenger RNA from Penicillium antarcticum, 1812 nucleotides. RefSeq names its product putative UV radiation resistance protein (UVRAG). Gene Ontology annotation, biological process: SNARE complex assembly. The record is from RefSeq and is a predicted model, not a curated record. Gene Ontology annotation, molecular function: SNARE binding. NCBI's taxonomy places the organism in Eukaryota, Fungi, Ascomycota, Eurotiomycetes, Eurotiales, Aspergillaceae. Gene Ontology annotation, cellular component: endosome; lytic vacuole. The transcript has 2 exons. The coding region runs from base 1 to 1812 and encodes 603 amino acids.
AUGCAUACGGACACGGGGCAUGAGACAGCCCGCAGAGAGCGGCCGUGGCUCUUCCCAUGGAACCGAAAGAUUCGGCAUCUGCAAAGCAUCUCGGUCCGCAACCUGAUCAUCAAUCCCCCCCCAACUCGGGCUCGUGGCAAGACGAUUGAUGACGACGAUAUCCCAAAUACCCUCCAAACAUCUUCCAAGAUCCUAUCGCAGGACUCGAAGUCCCCCCUACACUCCUCGAGGUCUUUUACCGACCUCAAAUCACGCGCCAGCCCAGAUGAACAUGCGAAGAAACAGCCCGAGGUGCGUUCGCGACGCCGAAGUACUUUGUUUUGGAACGACCCCAAUCCUCGAACUCGGCAGAUCAAACUAGAAGACAUUACCAAUAGCCGCAUGGCGGACACUUUCUUCUCUCUACAUUGUGAAGGUCUCAAGGAGCCGGUCUACAUCAGUGAAAUCGUUGGCCGUGCAACCAAUCCCAACUUCCGAGCUUUUGACUUGAAUCUAUGUGGCCCUUUCGUCUCUCGGAUGGAUGAAUUGACCCUUAAGCUUUGGACCAAAACAGUGAAUAUGCCUCAGUUCAAUUUACUGGUUGAACUUCAGGUGCAUCUACGGUCAUUGCAAUUCCUAGGAAAGACAUUAGAGAGCUUCCACCAGCCGCUUCCAGCGAACUCGAUUCUCUUUCACUUCUCAGAUGGAGUAUAUACCAAUCUGACUGACCUUCCACCGGUUGAAGCACCGCCCCAAGGCGGAGCACAGAAGGCUGUUGCAGAUGGCAUCACACUGCCUACCUCAUCAUAUGAUGCUUUGAUGCGAUUGGCCAAUCUGGACGAGUGCGUGCAGGACGCAUUGGCCACCAGGGAGAAGCUAGAGACGCAAAUAAGCGCAAUUAUCCGUGAAAAUGGACCCUCGCUCAAGACCGUGAGCGAUGCCGCCGAGGCGCAAGAGAAGCUCUCUCGAACCCGGCUGGCCGUUUCUGCGGAGCGCAAACGUGUGCGCACCGCAGUCAAGCGCAAAGAGGAGCUUAUUGCCAGUAUCAGGACGCGUAAAGAAGCCAUGGAAGAAGGACGAAAUGCGCAGGAAAAGACGCGCAGUCAUCUCCCUGACGCUCAAGAGAAGUUGGUCUGCAGCGAAAAACUGCUCAACCAGACAGGAGAAGAAACUAAGGGUCAAACCCGGCGUAUUUCGGAAGACCUCCUGUCCAUAUAUCCUAUCGAGCCCAUCCCCGACAAACCCUUGGCCUUCACUAUUGCUGGCUUAGCACUCCCAAACUCAUCUUUUGAAGAUACUGACCGCGAGGUGAUUGCGGCGGCACUAGGACAUGCAGCUCAUUUAGUGUAUCUGCUUUCCUUCUAUCUAUCGGUGGCUCUUCCCUAUCCUAUCAAUGCGAAUGGGUCGACCUCGUUCAUUCAAGACCCUAUUUCCGCCUCUCUUCCACAGCGCACCUACCCCCUCUACCCGGUGAGCGUUCAUUACCGAUUCGAAUACGGUGUGUUUCUCCUCAACAAGGACAUUGAAUAUAUCCUCAACAAGCAGGGCUUGCGCAUUUUGGAUAUACGCCAUACCCUUGCCAAUCUCAAAUAUCUCCUUUAUGUCCUGACAGCCGGCACUUCCGAGAUCCCGGCCCGCAAAGCUGGCGGUGUUCGGGGUCUUGCUGGACGAGUGACGCCUAAUUUGUCCCGCCGGGGCAGUAUGGAAAGUGCUGCCUCUGGUGAGUUAGUACAGCCUCGCAAAGCUUGGGAAUCAGUUUCCAAGAUGAAUGGUAGCCUGGCAAGCAUGAGUCUCACCCCUGAUGGAGGCAAGAAAGUCCCUGUCCACAUCUAG